Molecule: messenger RNA, 1247 nt
Organism: Ananas comosus (pineapple)
Lineage: Eukaryota; Viridiplantae; Streptophyta; Magnoliopsida; Poales; Bromeliaceae
Product: biotin carboxyl carrier protein of acetyl-CoA carboxylase, chloroplastic-like
Exons: 7
Coding region: 177-1016 (279 amino acids)
Biological process (GO): fatty acid biosynthetic process
Cellular component (GO): acetyl-CoA carboxylase complex
Molecular function (GO): acetyl-CoA carboxylase activity
Source: RefSeq, a predicted model, not a curated record
AAUUAAACUACUGAAAUUCGAAAUGAUAAUUGACUCAAUCUGACAAUGCCGAAUGAUGAGUUAACCAAAACGCGAAGCGACUCGAGACCAAAAACAAUCCGAAUCCAGUUUGUCGUGUCGCCUUGACCGUAAAACCCCCAACGGAUUUCCCAAAACUCUCUCCGGACGCGUUCUCGAUGGCUUCGUCGUCGUCCUCUCUCCCGGCCACCGUCUCCGCCUCCUCCGCCUCCUCCUCCGCCGCCGCCCCUCCACGCCGACGCUUCGCCGUCUCCUUCCCCCUCUCUCCCCAGUUCAAGAACCCACUCCUCUCACUCCUCCCCUCCAAGGGAUUGGGCAUUCGCUGCAGGAGAUCUACCACUGCGAAGGCCCAAUUGAAUGAGGUUGUCGGCGAUGACUCGGGCGCUUCGAAGCCCAAGGAGGAGGAGGAAGUCCCGACUUCCGAAGAGAGUAAUUCCGGGCCGAGGAAGUGGAAUUCUCCGCCAUCCCCGUUGCCCGACGAAGCAAUAUCGGCGUUCAUGUCUCAAGUUGCGAGCCUUGUCAAGCUUGUUGACUCUAGAGAUAUCAUCGAAUUGCAGCUGAAGCAGCUUGAUUGUGAAUUGAUCAUCCGUAAAAAAGAGGCUUUGCCUCAGCCGCAGCCUGCUCCGGUUGUCAUGAUGCAGCCGCCCUCGGCCCCUGCUGCGAUGCCGUCGCCCGUUGCCGCCUCUGUUCCGUCGCCUGCUAGGGCUUCAUCGGCCCCGCCUGCUGCCCCUGCAUUGGCCCAAAAGGCGGCCAAGCCAUCGCAUCCUCCUCUGAAAAGCCCGAUGACGGGAACAUUCUACAGGAGUCCUGGUCCUGGUCAACCACCAUUUGUAAAGCCCGGCGAUAAGGUUAACAAAGGACAGGUCCUCUGCAUCAUUGAAGCAAUGAAACUGAUGAACGAAAUUGAGGCUGACCAUGCAGGGACUGUAGUUGAGAUACUUGUCGACGAUGGCAAGCCUGUGGGCAUAGAUCAGCCACUGUUUGUAAUCGAGCCUUGAAGCGACGACAAACCUAUGUUUUUCCCUCAGUUUCUCCCUUUUUUUGGCUAGGGGUAGAUGGCUUGUAUUAACAUCAUCUGGUGUUUAUGCGGGACAUUAGCGUGGUUUGCAUGUUUAUUCGUCUAGAGAGAUGUUCUGCUGGAGAGUGAUAAUAAUGUUCUUCUGCAAUUGUAUUCCGACGAAUAUUGCUGGAUCCAUUAAUGAGCUUGAAUCUACAGUUUUUUUCAUCUU